Messenger RNA from Dermatophagoides farinae (American house dust mite), 712 nucleotides. RefSeq names its product 6-pyruvoyl tetrahydrobiopterin synthase purple (gene pr). NCBI's taxonomy places the organism in Eukaryota, Metazoa, Arthropoda, Arachnida, Sarcoptiformes, Pyroglyphidae. Gene Ontology annotation, cellular component: mitochondrion. The record is from RefSeq and is a predicted model, not a curated record.
AUGAUGAACAGCAAUAUACAACGAAAAUAUACAGAUUGUUGUGUUAUGCCACACAAACAACAGCUAUAAAGUUGAGUCAAUCUUUGCUCGGAUCACUCUCUCUCUCUCUCUCUUAUGUUAUGCGUUCUGAACAUUAUUUUGGUGGCCGACAUUUAAAAAAAAAAUAAGAGAAACGGAACACCUAUGAUCAAAGUAUAUUGAAAUAAAAUUAAACAUCGCUGGUUAAUAAAAUAAAAAAAAAUGUCUACGAUAAAACCAUUAAUUUAUCUGACACGUAUUGAAAAAUUUUCCUCUGCUCAUCGUCUAUUUAAUCAACAUUAUAAUGAUGAACGGAAAAAUGUCGAUACAUUUGGAAAAUGUACGAAUAUUCAUGGCCAUAAUUAUACGUUAGAAGUGACCAUUAAAGGACCGGUAAAUGAACGAACCGGUAUGGUUAUGAAUAUUGUUGAUUUGAAAAAAAUUAUCGAGGAUAAUGUUUUAAAUUUAUUGGAUCAUAAAUAUAUUGACAAAGAUGUUGAAUAUUUUUUCGACAAUGGUCAAUCACCGGUCAUUAGUACAAGUGAAAAUAUUUGUAUAUUCAUUUGGCAGCAGAUUGUAAAACAUUUACCCAAUACAGUCAAAUUGCAUUGUAUAAAAUUACAUGAAACUGACAAGAAUAAAGUGAAAUACUAUGGUGAAUCUGUGUGAUCAUAGAAUUCGUUUCCAAUGGCAA